AUGCGCGUGAGAAUAUCCCCAUCACUCACAAGGAUACAUACAAUUCCUUCAUUAUCAUCAACACCCUCCCGAGUAUCCAAGCACACCUCCAUCCCCUACUCAACCCUCCCCCAAACACCCAAACCACCCCAUGAACACCAAUACUCCUGUCCCAUCAACGCGGAGCCCCUCCACCGCUACACAACCGGCGGCUACCACCCAAUAACACUGGGAAGUCUCCUCCAUCAAGAAAGAUACAAAAUCCUGCAUAAGUUAGGAUGGGGCGGAUACUCCACUGUCUGGGCUGCUAGAGAUGAACAAUUUGUUUUCAGAGAAGGGAGGUAUGUCGCUAUUAAGAUCUGCGUAUCGGAGAACUAUAGCAAUAAAGGGCGUCAGGAGAUUAGUAUUUUGAAGAGUCUAAACGACACUAAACAUGUCGUGCGCAUGCUUGAUCACUUCGAUGUAGAGGGACCGAAUGGGAUACAUCCCUGUUUGGUUCUUGAGAUGCUGGGUCCAAGUGUGUCUGAUUUGGUGGAGGGGUGGUUCGCAGAUGGGAGACUCCCUGGGAGUUUGGCUAAGGGUGUUGCGAGGCAGGCUAUGAGGGGACUUGAUGCAUUGCAUCGUAGGGGGAUUGCGCAUGGAGAUUUCCAUAUCCGCAAUCUGGCUUUCAAUAUACCAUCUGUGGCUAACAUCCUCGAAGAUGAACUCAUCAAUCUACUAGGGAGACCAGAUAUCGGAUACGUCCGCUGCAAUGAUGGUGGAAGCCUGGCGCCUGGUAUACCGGAGUAUAUUGUUAGGCCUGCAAGUCUACACUUACAGUCAUGGCCAUUGUCGAAUACUGUCAAAAUUGUUGACUUUGGUGAAUCGUUCCCACAGAAAGAUACUCCUGAAAUACUCCACACUCCACUAGUAGUUCGGGCACCUGAAGUGAUAUUUAAAGACCGUCUGGAUCAUCGUGUGGAUUUGUGGAGUCUAGGCUGUAUGUUAUUCGAAUUACUUGUUGGGCAACCCCCCUUUGAUAGCUUCUUGAUUACUCCCAAGAUUCUCGUUGAGCAAAUGCAAGAAAUGGCGGGCGAAGCAUUGCCUGACAGAUGGGUACCUUUAUGGGAGUCAAUGCGUGGAGAAGAUAUCACUGAAGACGGAGGACUUGGAUUGCAAGAGUGGCUAGAGGAGAUGUACUUUGAUGGUGAGCGCAAAGAAGACUUGUCGAGAGAUGAUAUUGUGGAACUGGGGAGGAUCAUUCGGAAGUUGCUACGCUUUGAGCCAGGUGCUCGUGCUUCGGUGGAGGAGAUCUUGAAUGAUCCUUGGUUUAGA
Molecule: messenger RNA, 1293 nt
Organism: Aspergillus vadensis CBS 113365
Lineage: Eukaryota; Fungi; Ascomycota; Eurotiomycetes; Eurotiales; Aspergillaceae
Product: kinase-like protein
Exons: 4
Biological process (GO): spliceosomal complex assembly; regulation of mRNA processing; protein phosphorylation
Molecular function (GO): protein kinase activity; ATP binding
Source: RefSeq, a predicted model, not a curated record